Molecule: messenger RNA, 3174 nt
Organism: Adelges cooleyi (spruce gall adelgid)
Lineage: Eukaryota; Metazoa; Arthropoda; Insecta; Hemiptera; Adelgidae
Product: glucose dehydrogenase [FAD, quinone]-like
Exons: 2
Coding region: 173-2041 (622 amino acids)
Molecular function (GO): oxidoreductase activity, acting on CH-OH group of donors; flavin adenine dinucleotide binding
Source: RefSeq, a predicted model, not a curated record
AUAGAAAUAGCAGCAGGAGUAGUAGUAGUGAUAGCAAAAGUGGUAGAAAAGGACCUUGAAAAAAAGCAACUGACGCGUGCUCGCUGGACGCAGAUUAUCGCAGCAACCGGUUCCAUGCGGUUCGGCUGUCCGACCGCGGCGCGUUCUUUUUUCAAAUAACAUUAAUAGUAUCAUGUCGCUCGUCCGAACACUGUGGCUGGUAGCGGUGUUCGCGCUCACGCUCAGCAUCCAGCCGGGCCACGGCAUGGCUUACACCGUAUUCACGGCCGUACUCAAAUAUUACCGAUCCAUAGCACCAGAGCCCGUAGACGCCGUCCCGGAUGCCGCGUACUUCGAAAGACAGUACGACUUCAUCGUGGUGGGCGCCGGUUCAGGAGGUUCCGUGGUAGCCAACCGGCUAACUGAAGUACGAGGAUGGACGGUUCUGCUGUUGGAAGCUGGUGGCGAAGAGAACGAACUGACCGACGUGCCGUUACUGGUCAGCUAUCUGCUCGACAUCGGCUACGACUGGGGUUACCGGACGGAGCCGCAAGAAGGCAUAUGCGGUGCCAUGAAAGACCGGCGGUGCCGGUGGCCGCGAGGUAAGGCCAUGGGUGGCACUAGCGUCAUCAACUACAUGGUGUACACGCGCGGCGUAUCCGAAGAUUACGACAACUGGGAGCGACUUGGAAAUCACGGAUGGAGUUAUGCGGACGUCUUGCCCUAUUUCAAAAAGUCCGAAGACGUUGGUAAAACGACCCCGCUGGCCGCGUCUCCAUACCACGGCGUCGGCGGCUACUUAAAGGUGCAGGAACCCACGUGGAAGACGCCGUUGGGCCCUGUGUUUUUGCGGGCCGGCCGAGAACUCGGUUACCAGGCCCCGGUUGAUCACAAUGGGCCCCAACCGUUGGGUUUCUCGUACGUGUUGGCCAACACAGACCGAGGCACCAGGUGCAGUGCGUCCAAAGCGUUCUUGCGGCCCAUCAGAAAGCGGCGUAACCUGACUGUAACCAAAAAGUCGUUUGUCACCAAAGUGCUUAUCGACCCGAACACCAAAAGGGCGUACGGGGUCAAAUUUGUCAAGAACAAACGAACUGUGACUGUUUUCGCACGCAAAGAGGUGAUUUUAAGCGCGGGUGCGUUGAACACGCCUCAACUGUUGAUGUUGUCCGGCGUCGGUCCGGCCGACCACCUGACCGAAAUGGGCAUUCCCGUGAUCAAAGACCUGAAGGUGGGCUACAACCUACAGGAUCACGUGUCGAUGGCCGGCCUAGUGUUUUUGGUCAACCAGACGGUGACUAUCGUGGAGAGUCGGUAUAGGCACCCCAAGUAUUUCUUGCAGUACGCCAUCGACGGCAUGGGUCCUUAUACCAUUCCGGGCGGUGCCGAAGCCGUCGCCUUUACGACCACUCGUUACUCCGACAACAGCACUGCUUCGGUUCCGGACAUGGAACUAGUGUUCGGACCGGGGGCGCUCACCGGUGACACCGGCGGGUCGCUGCACCGAUUGCUGGGCAUGGAUGACGAGUUUUUCGAACGCGUGUACGGCGCUUACAGUGGUCGCGACGCCUGGGGAUUGGUUCCUAUAUUGCUCCGGCCCAAAAGCCGUGGCCGUAUUAAGCUACGAUCUGCCAACCCGUUCCAAUUCCCGAUGUUCUACGCCGGUUACUUGACGGACCCUGUCGACCGAAAAGUGCUGAUCGAAGGCAUCAAACAGGCCGUCGCUGUAAGUGAGACUAACGCUUUCCAGAAGUACGGUUCCAAACUGUUGCCGGUACCAUUCCCAGGUUGCGAGCACGAGGAGUUCGGUUCAGACGCUUACUGGUGGUGUGCUACCGGCCUGGUGUCAACCAACUUACAUCACCAGGUGGGCACGUGCAAGAUGGGCCCAGACUCUGACCCUGAUGCCGUCGUAGACCCUAAGUUACGCGUUCGCGGCAUCAAGGGCCUUCGAGUGGUCGAUGCAUCAAUCAUGCCGGUCAUUCCGGCGGGUCACACCAACUCAAUGGUUUACAUGAUAGGCGAAAAGGCCUCGGAUAUGAUCAAAGAAAAUUGGCUUUAAACACUAUCCGGUACAAAGAAAAUGGUAACGAACGAUUAAACUUGUGCCCCUGAGGUAAAUUAAAAAGUAUAGUGUUAACCGUUCAAGUCAAGUGGAUUAAUUGUAAUUGUAAUGGCGGAAUGCAAAUGUGACGUUUGAUAAUUGAAAAUGGUUUAAUUGGAAUUGAAUGAUUUAAAUUACAACAUGUUAAUGUAUUGCACAAUUAGAAAUUACAGUAACUCUACAAAGCAACUGCACUACGGUAUUAGCAUUUACAUAACCGUCCCAAUUACCCCCAUGACCCUGUAGAGAUGGUAUGUAUUUCUGAAUUGUGCGUUUAGCCAAGACUCAAAAGCUUUCAACUAAAACUCAUAUUUUUAUGAAAAAGAAAAACACAUGUACAUAUUUUGCUCAAUAAGUUACUAUUUAGCCGGGUCGGCUGCUUUAUAAUUUUACAUUAGUAGGCAUCAAAAUUGUUAUUAUUCUGUACAAAUCGCCGUCUAUCCAUAAGUAUUCCACACAAACACAAGUCACUCCAUUUUUUAUGUAAUGUUUUUUGUACAUAUGUAUGUUUAUAGUAGUAUUAUUAAAUUUUUUGAACGCGCAGACCGACUGACCUGACUCGGGCGCCAUAACACAUGUCGGUUGUGUUUAUUUAUAAUAAUAAGUUUACUUUCACAUUGUUACUUAUUAGUUAUUUCUCGACUACUUUUCAUCAUUCCGUUUAGAUGACUAGUAUGGUGAUUUAGUUUCCAAGUCUCACGCUUAAAGUUUUGAUAAUUGCUGUCAUAAUAUUUCCCUGUGAGAUCGAACACUCAAUUUUCUCCGUGUAAGAUAAACCAAGACCGAUUAAUUUGUAAUAAAUGUAUUUAUAUUUUAGCCUAAUUUAAUGAAUUAAUCUAUAUGUAUUUAUGACUUGUAAUAUUUGUAACAUGAUGUUUAUAACUAUUUUUAAAAAUGAAAUGUAUUAUCUAGUCAGUUAAUGACAUUAUUGCCACUGACAUGCUAAUUUAAUAUUGUAUUUAAUUUUUAAGGUAACCAACGGAAUCUAAUGACGUAUUUUCAUAUUAAUAUACAUAUAUUAUAUAAAUUAUUUAUACAUACAUAAUUAUACCUGAAACCAACAUAUUGUAUAUGAUAAUAAUAUGAAAUUA